AUGUCGGCACCGGGCCCUGAACGCACCACAGGCUUCUUGGGCUUUGAUCUCUUGUCUGUCUCCUUCCAGGCCGCGGAGUCCAAGCGGGAGCAGUACAGAAGGUACCUGGAGAAGUCCGGGGUCAUGGACACCAUCGCCAGCGCUCUAGUGGCUCUGUAUGAGGAGACCGUAAUAUCGUCGAGACCUCCCAUCAGCGCCCUGGAUUUCAUAAAGCUUCACCUCGGGGGGGCUGGUCCAGAGCCGGCGGACGCUGACACUCUUCGCAUGGAGCUCGCCGAUCUCCAGCAGAAGAACAACCUGCUCAUGGAGGAGAACAAAGAGCUGAGGAACAAGUACGAAGUGUCACCUGAAGAGGGCGCUGCAGAGUAGAGACGCUCUCUUCUUCGUUCCACAAAAUGUACG
Limanda limanda (common dab) is the source of this 402-nucleotide messenger RNA. RefSeq names its product c-Myc-binding protein-like. Gene Ontology annotation, molecular function: transcription coactivator activity. Gene Ontology annotation, cellular component: nucleus. The coding region runs from base 1 to 369 and encodes 122 amino acids. The record is from RefSeq and is a predicted model, not a curated record. Gene Ontology annotation, biological process: regulation of DNA-templated transcription. The transcript has 5 exons. NCBI's taxonomy places the organism in Eukaryota, Metazoa, Chordata, Actinopteri, Pleuronectiformes, Pleuronectidae.